AUGAGCGCAAAUCCACAAGUUCCCGAUGCAUGGGAUGAUGACUGGGAACCCCGAGCAGAUGCACUAGCAAACGACCCUACCCCGCCGACCGAGAAGAAAGUCUCGUCCAAAGUUACCAAAGCUCAGCGGAGGGCACAGCAAGCUGAAUUCAACCGACAACUAUGGGCAGAAGCGUAUGUGCUAUUUGCAGAAGACGAAAUAAUAGGGAAUCCCAACUCUGACAGCAUUUCCUACAGUGAAACCCCGCAAACAUUCCACUUUGUUGAAGCUCGUCCCGACGUACCCCUCAAACAGGAUAUCAAACCCGCUGUCACACUUCUUAGCCGGCGACCACAGCUGGCGACCCGGCAAUCAAGAAACUCCGGCAUUGAUGGAGCUACCACUGGGCUACGUCACCUAGGCCUGGAUGCUGCUGAUGACGACUCAGAAGACGAGGCUGAUAAAGCCCCCGAACCAACCUUUGAAGAACGGCAAGCGAUCGCUCUGAAGAACCGAGAAGAGAAGCAGCGCAAAUAUGAAGAAGCUCGAGAGCGGCUCUUUGGAAGCCCGUCCGCGAACAAUUCCGGGGCUUCAUCACCGGGGAGUACAACUCCACCCCGUCAGCAGUUCGGGGAGGGCAGGGGCAAAGGCAAAGGCCGAGGGGGUAACAGUCAUCAGAAACGAGACUCAUCUGCGGCCUCCAGUAAGUCGAAGCACCUCUACGACCCAACCACUUCAGCUAGGUCAAGUGGAUCGCAUCUACAAAGACGUGAUCGUCCCGGCGAUCGAAGUGAUUCUGAGAAGCCCAGUUCUCCUGCUUCUCCUGCUUCGCCCGCUCCGCAGCAACCUACUCGUCAUCCUCGGGGCCCCGAUGCAAGUGGAAGAGGUGGCUUUAAAUUCAACAGGGGUGCGAGAGGGAGCUAA
Penicillium verhagenii is the source of this 903-nucleotide messenger RNA. RefSeq lists its product as uncharacterized. NCBI's taxonomy places the organism in Eukaryota, Fungi, Ascomycota, Eurotiomycetes, Eurotiales, Aspergillaceae. The coding region runs from base 1 to 903 and encodes 300 amino acids. The record is from RefSeq and is a predicted model, not a curated record. The transcript has 2 exons.